AUGUCAUCCUUGAGCAUCUCUUUCUAUAAACAGCCCUGGCUCCUUCUCCGACCCCUGCACGUUGGCUGUCGCGCGUGCGCGCGUGCCCGUCUUUUGUGUCAGCCGUCACCCCGGCCGGCAACUUUCCAGCCCGUUCAGCUUACUUGCCAAAUAUGGAAACCCAGGCAGGGUCGGAGGUGGCACGGAGUCACGACACCUGGUGCUUAUGCGGGCCUUGAGGGGGGCCAGCCUGGUGGUGACUCUGUGAGUGAGAGACGUCCACUGCCGUUUGGAUGUGUGUGUCAUGAUUGCACGCACGUCCUGUGGUUGAAGGUGCUCGUCGUCCGUGGAAGCCUUGCACCAGGCACCAACCGCUCGCUCUUCGCUAGGUCCCGCCAGCAUCUAUGUUAUUAG
Molecule: messenger RNA, 393 nt
Organism: Purpureocillium lilacinum
Lineage: Eukaryota; Fungi; Ascomycota; Sordariomycetes; Hypocreales; Ophiocordycipitaceae
Source: RefSeq, a predicted model, not a curated record